GGCGCGCACGGCAUUUUGCUGCGUCACGGGGCGCGCUCCGCCUCAGCUCCCCGGGCCCCAGGAGCUCGCGCCGCGCGGUGCCUUGUGGGAGUCAGGCCGUCGCUCGCCCGCCUGAGGGGACAGCGCGAGAGGCCGUCCGUCCGUCCGCCAGACCGACCGACCGACCCUCGACCGACCGACCGACCCUCGUCCAACCGCCGCCGCCCGCUCCCCGUUACCAUGCAGCCAGCCUCUGCCAAGUGGUACGACCGGCGGGACUACGUGUUCAUCGAGUUCUGUGUGGAGGACAGUAAAGAUGUUAACGUAAACUUUGAAAAGUCCAAGCUUACGUUCAGCUGUCUGGGUGGAGGUGAUAACUUUAAACAUUUAAACGAAAUUGACCUUUUCCAGUAUAUCGAUCCAAAUGACUCCAAGCAUAAAAGAACAGACCGAUCGAUCCUCUGCUGUUUACGGAAAGGCGAGUCUGGCCAGUCGUGGCCGAGGCUAACCAAAGAGAGGGCAAAGCUCAACUGGCUCAGCGUGGACUUCAACAACUGGAAAGACUGGGAAGAUGACUCAGAUGAAGAUCUGUCCAAUUUUGAUCGUUUCUCCGAGAUGAUGAACAACAUGGGGGGUGACGAGGACGUGGACCUGCCCGAGGUGGACGGGGUGGAUGACGACUCGCCAGACAGCGACGACGAAAAAAUGCCCGAUCUGGAGUAAAGAGGAAGCAUCGUCUUCGGGGUCUGGGAAGGAAAGGAAAAGAUCGAACGAACUUCAUCGCAAAACUUCAUAAUCGAGAGCAACUUCCUGAGCCGGCCCAGUUGCGGGAAGGCAGACGGUGACUUGCCCCUUUAACCCAUUUUCAACCUGUUUGUUUUAAGGCU
Messenger RNA from Tachyglossus aculeatus (Australian echidna), 866 nucleotides. It is a transcript of the gene PTGES3, whose product is annotated as prostaglandin E synthase 3. The transcript has 8 exons. The record is from RefSeq and is a predicted model, not a curated record. Lineage: Eukaryota; Metazoa; Chordata; Mammalia; Monotremata; Tachyglossidae. Gene Ontology annotation, molecular function: Hsp90 protein binding; protein-folding chaperone binding; prostaglandin-E synthase activity. Gene Ontology annotation, cellular component: cytosol; nucleus. Gene Ontology annotation, biological process: telomere maintenance via telomerase; prostaglandin biosynthetic process; telomerase holoenzyme complex assembly. The coding region runs from base 220 to 702 and encodes 160 amino acids.